UCGGCCGAGGUCACGUCAAGGACCACUCUCUUUUAUCCAAUCUGACUUUUUAUUAUGUGAUAUCCUGACGUAUUUGCUAACCAGAAACGAUGGGUAGUGAUAAAGAAAUCUGGAGGAUGAACUCAAAAUCUUGUAGGAAAUAUAUGAACCGCCUUUCCUACUCCAUAUUACCGGUAACUGGUGCAAUUAGUCACACUGCGUUUGCGGUACAUAUUUUGGAUCGCUCUCUUUUGGAAGGGUGGUUCCCGAAAUGGCAUCUAGGUGUUGCAAAUGGUCUGUUAUUCAAUGCUCACUUGGGUGUCGGACUCUACAUCUACAGCAGACCUUGCCUGAGGACAGCUAGCGUUUCCCACCGAGUACUCUUUGGUCUCUACGGCAGUGCCAUGUUUAAUUUCGGAUCUGUGCUUCUAUUUGGAACUGGCAAACAAGUUCUUGUCGCAGACCGGUUGAUAGGAAGCGUCUAUGCCAUAUUCGCCAGUCUCUGUUUCCUCUGCGUGGGGAAAUACUUCUUUGAUUUCUUGGACAGGCAAGUCGACAUUCCUGAUGAUGGUGACGACAUUGACAAUGUCACUGAAACUGUUGUAGAAGAACUAAGUAGCGCAUGACAUUUGAUCUUCAUUGAUUUUUUAGAAGCAGUACAUUUACCUCUUCAUUGGACUUCUAUUCCAAAAUGUGUUCAGGAUGAAAUUACUUAUUUUAGAUAAAAUGGUGCUGGUUUGAAAAAAAAAUAUUGUUAUCAAAGGUUCGUAAGUGACUGCAGAGACCAGGACUUUCACCUCCCAUUGAAAGCGAAUGCUUCAGACACUUUCGAGAUAUUGCAUAUCUGAAAUCAGAUUUGGAGUUAUUUUCUUGUGGUUAGCUGAACUUAAUACUGUAUGUAAGAAUAUGUAAAGGGUUGAAAAAAGUUUACGAUUGUGGAUUGUGCUAUUAAGUGGUCAUGAUAUAUUUGAACAAAUCAAUCAGAACAUUGUGUGGUUUAAUGACAGUUUUGCUUCUAGUUAAGAUGCAAAAAGUUUUGUGAAUCUACACUUUAUAUAAUAACUCAUGCAACGAUCCAAUAAAUGGUGAAGGGGCAUUGGGAUUAAACAUAACUAAUAAGAACCAAGCGCAAGUCCCAAAUACAUUUUUUUUAUUGGUUGAGAAUUAAAACAUAUUUGAUUUUUUAUAUUUUUUUAUAGUUUCAGUGAUUGUAACUUUGUCUGCAAUAGGCCCCAUAUGGGUUCAAUAGAUUUGAUAUCCAAACAAUUUUUGAAAUACUAGUACAGUAUUUCUUCCAAGCUUGUUUUUUUUUCCCCUAACCAGUGGUCUUGAACCCUUUUUAAGAUGAGAUGCCAAAAAUAUCCUGCUUUGUUGAAUGCUUUGCAAUCUCUUUAAUACCUUAACCUGUUGUCAAUCCACAAUGAGGACAUUUUAAUAUAUUUUAUUGAUAUAUCAAUACAACUCGCAAGCACCUCAGGAAUAUGCUUUUUCAUUCUAAUUUUCAGAAGUACAAGUAUGUAUGUACAUGUAUUUGCUUUUAUGUUUAAAUUGACAUGAAUCUCAAAUAUUCUGAAUUAUAUUAUCUUACAUGUAUGAUCUCCUUUCAUAAAGUCAAGUGAUUCAUUGAUGUUGUUCAAAGAAGCAUGUGGACUGAAUUCACUUAUGGAAAAAUAAGUUGUAUCUGAAAUAAAAACAGUACUUUUGUCUUUAUAUUGCUAUUCAUGAUUGUGCAGUAAAUAUGCUUUUUAUUUUACUGGGUAUUUUUAUUGAAGUUGCAAGAAAACUCAUGUGAUCAUAAAUAGAAAUAGUCAAACAGUAAUAUGUGAUGUAUGCACAUUGCACAAAGUAUUUAUGUUAUAUGGUUUAUUUCAAAAGAGUUUUUGUUUGUGUUGAAAUGGAAUUUCAAUAGAGUUUUAAUAGAAAUUGAUAUAUCAGAAUGAUUUUACUUCUUGAAUUCAAGUGUCAGCUUAGGCUGGUGGAAUAAUAUUUUUAUUUAAUCUGUCCAGACCUACGUACCAUGUAUAUACCUGCUACAAAGAAGACACUGUGUAGCAGUUACUUUAAAAAAAAGUAUAACAACUCGUAAUGCAUUAUGAUGGAAAUUGUUCCCUGAAUAUUUUACUAAGAAAUAGUUUUACAAUCUACUUGUUCAAUUAUACGUAUAUGAAAUCCAAUAUUGGUAUUCAUUUUUAGUGUAAAAAGUGUUUCAUAUUAAUCGUAUUCUAUUUCCAUGAACUUAUGGCUGCAUACAACUUUAGAUUACAUGUAUUUACAGUGCAGCAAAUUGUACCAAAAUUCAUAGAAUAUCUGUAGAUGCUCUUGGAACAUUUUAAAAGUCCUAUUAUACAGGAGUUUUGACAUGUUUUUAGUCAAAUCUCCAAAUUAAACAACAAUUUUGCUUGAAUAAAAUUGAAAAAUGUAUUACGUUUGAGUUGAGCAUGGUUUGUUAUAUUGUACAUAUAUACAUUGCAGUUGUGCAUGUGUACAAUGUGGUUAUAUUGUUCAUCAAGCUAUCGUUUCAAGAAUUUGAAGUAUCUUUCGAAUGUGUAUUUAACUUAAAGUACAAGUCCACCCCAACAAAAAC
This is a messenger RNA of Lytechinus variegatus (green sea urchin), 2563 nucleotides long. RefSeq lists its product as uncharacterized. NCBI's taxonomy places the organism in Eukaryota, Metazoa, Echinodermata, Echinoidea, Temnopleuroida, Toxopneustidae. The transcript has 2 exons. Bases 90 to 605 code for a protein of 171 amino acids. The record is from RefSeq and is a predicted model, not a curated record.